AUGAAGGUUUAUCUCGCAUUAGUACUCAGUUUAGUGGUUUUCACAAUUGGAAGCAAGGGUGAAGUAGAAAUCAAAGAAGAAGAGGAUGUUUUAGUUCUAACAGAAGCCAAUUUUGAUCAUGUUUUAGAUUCCCAUGAGCAUAUUCUCAUCGAAUUUUGUAAGUACUACAUGUUGUACGUCUGUGAACUUUACAAAAAAUCAUUCACUGCGGCCUUCAUGAUUUUUGUUUCAUAUGGUUUAUUUCUCUCGUUUAGAUGCCCCUUGGUGUGGACACUGCAAAGCUCUGGCCCCAGAAUACGCCAAAGCCGCCGGACAGCUCAAGAAAGAAGGAUCUGCGAUAAAGCUUGCGAAAGUAGACGCAACAGUAGAAACAAAACUUGCUGAAAAGUACGAAGUUCACGGCUAUCCGACCAUCAAGUUCUUCAGAUCCAAAAAGUCGGUUGAGUAUGGAGGUAAGAAAAAUUACAGACGGUUCUUUACGAGGACAAAAAAUCGUGCAAUGGAUGAGUCAUCACACGUGCAACCAUGUGGAACGUUCCAUAUUUUUUUGGUUGUGAAUAUUAAAAUUUAUUAUUAAAUGUCGCUGUUUUCUUUUAACUAAUUAAGUUUGUUUGGGUUUCCCAAAUCGUCGAAAUACGUAGGAAUCGCCACUUGCGUUUCACUUUAUAUCAGUUUUGCACGGUUAUCUUUUAGUUGUUCUUUUGUUUUUCGUUCUCAAGAGUCGUGGCACUGAAAAAAAAGGCUCUUUUAUCAGCUGUCCAAAUAGGUGUUUGUUUCACAGUUAGUCUAAUCACCGAACAACUUGUUAAGAAUCUUUGUUCAAUUUUAUAAAGCCUUGUUAUACGCUAAAAGGUUUGAGCAAGAGAGCAAGCUAUAGAGUAAAAGGAAAAAUAGCCUUUCAACAACCGCUUUUUUUUGCCAGGUUCGACAUGGAGGCAAAAAAAUCUUAUUUUGACCUUCAUAAUGUAAACAGCUUUAAUUUGAUUUCUGGACUUUGGGUUGCUGAGGAACUACCUGUUUUAAACUUCUUACCUCGAUACUACAAAGAAGGCUUUUGUUUGAAAAUUUAGAUAACGCAUUUUAAACCUUUAAACGAAGAAGUUCACGUGAUUUUCGCUGCACUUGUUCUUUUUGUUUCUCUAAUAAAAUCUUGUAAGGAACAAAAGAGAGAUUUUUAGACAUAAACAUUUAUAAAUAUUGUUAUCUUUGUUACUCCCCAACGAUAUGUAAAUUUAUUUUGACCGCUGAGAGAUGAGUCAUCUUUAACAAACUUUAUCAUUUCAAUAAGUGAUUUUACCACAAUUAUCUUUUGUGGUAACUAUUCUUUUGUCCUUCUUAACAUGUUGUAAAUGCAAAUUAUAGUGGACAAGAUCCAAUCACAGUUACCCAACUCAGUAAUGUUAUAAAGAGUGUACACCUAUCAGUGUAAAUUCCGUAGGAAUUGAAGGGUACUGUGGAGAAAUGAAGAGGACAUUGUAAAUGCAAAUUAUAGUGGACAAGAUCCAAUCACAGUUAUCCAACUCAGUGAUGUUAUAAAGACUAUGCACCUAUUAGUGUAAAUUUCACGGAGGUUGAGGGUACUAGUGAGAAAUGGAGGAAAAAUUAUGAUCAGGGAAAAAACAGUAUGUUAUUUAGAGAAGCUUACACUAAUUAACAGUAUCAAGAACUGCCAUACCUUUUGUCCUCUUAGUUGUUCCCAGUUAUAUUAUUGGAGACACUUCUAGAUCAAACUGGAAUUUAGAAAUGUUAAAUUUUUAGAAGAGCAGAAAACCACAACUCUCGGAGAAUAACCUCUGAGCUAGAGCAGAGAAGAAAACUAGUGUCCCUGAGGGUAGAUAGUGCUGGAAAGACAGUGAACUCUAUCUGAAGUUCCCAUAAAUUCAGUUGUCAUACAUGUUUUCACAUGGUGUGUGCUCCUAUUAGGGCAUAAAUGGCCUCUAGGUAUCAUCAUAAACUGUAUGGGGAAUUUUCACAUGAAAUCACAGCAGCCAUAUUAUUUUGUGUUCCAAAACAGUGAAAAGGCGGCCAUGUUCCAAACCAAUUCUGUCGGAGGUGAACUCUUUUCUUGGGUAAACGCUUCUUUUGUACACUCAAUAACUUUUUAUAGAUGCUGGCCAUGUGAGUGAAAAUGCUCUUUAUCCAGUUAUGUCUGAACACACCUUGAUUACUUCAACUUUUAUGUAAACUCUGCAGGUGGCCGCACAUCUGAAGAAAUCAUUACAUGGUUGAGUAAGAAAACUGGCCCACCUGCCAAGGAACUCAAGACUGCUGAUGAAGUCAAAGAAUUCGUUGACAAGAAAAAUGUUGUUGUUGUUGGGUUUUACAAAGAUAAAGAAUCUGACGCUGCCAAAGCUUUCAUCGAGGCUGCUCAAGGCGUUGAUGAUUUGGAGUUUGGAAUCGUCCAUGAUGAGGCCGUUGCCAAGGAGAACAAAGUAGAAAGCGAUAAUGUUGUAGUCUUUAAAAAGGUAAAGAAACUUGUUCUUGUUUGUGAUCCACUAACAAUAAAGGUUGUUUGCCUUUACUUUGUUUUUCUCUAGACAUUUUUAAUAUUUAUGGGUGUUUAUCUACAUGACACGGAUUUUUUUUUGAAAAUGAACUUAGGAAAAUUAGCAGCCAUUUGAUUCAAAAAGGGUCAAAAGGUGGGUUUUGGGCCCGAUAAGCUCGAAAAUCAUGUUAAUAACGUGAAAGAAAAGGCAAAAUAGAAAGAGCAAGGAGGAAGAAAGGAGGAGAAGAGAAAAAAGCAAUGGUUGCUCUCUUAGUUUAUAUAUUGGCUAUUGCUUGAGAGAAGAGGCCUGCUAGGAAGUUACAUUUUCAAACCUCUGACUACAUAUACAUGUAUGCUUUUCAAGGGAACUUUAAAAAAAAACCUGUUAUAGCAGUGUUGUUUUGUGUGCUUAGUGCUUUCCGGUUCUCCUUUUGUUUUAUCAUUAGUACUAUUGUCAUUAUUAACAUUUUUGUUCUUUUAUGAACAGUACCUACAAAAUGACAAACUUGUUGAAAGAGUGACAGUAUCACUGCAUAAACAAACCAAUAUUAUUCCAAAUUUCAAAUGAGCGGCUAAAUUCCCAAGUUUUAUCGUGUGAAAUUCAUUUGUCUUUCUCAAUUUUUCUGGUGACAGUUUGAUGAAGGACGUGCUGACUAUGAUGGUGAAGCCAAGGCUGAUGACAUCAUCAAAUUUAUCAAGGCCAACCAACUUCCUCUUGUUACAGAAUUCAAUGAUGAGGUAAGAGUUACAAAAUCACAUGACUUUUUUCAUCACAUUGGGCUUCAAAGGAAAUGUUCUUAAUCCUGCCCAAACCCAAGGGUUUUCCAGAGAACUGCACUGGUGAUCAGACUUCACAUGGGAGAUUGCGGGUAGUUAGGUCAUUUACAGAGGUCUUUUAAUGGCAUACUGCAUGGAUAUGUAACAUCAAAAUUAUCAGUGUCAAAACUUUGUGUACUGUACAUCACUGAGUGAUGGUAACUGAAAGGUGCAAAAGUCAUUAAUCAAUAGGGUAAUCGUGAAGGACAGCUUCCCAAACUCCACCGACCACAUGGUAAACUGCUGCUUAUAAGCCCCCCCCCCUACUUGUUAGCUCCCCCAGAUAGAGGCCCACCUAGCUGUAAACAAAAAAAAAAUGAUGAUAAGCCCUCCCCCGCCAGAUAUAAGGCCCCUAGGGAUGUCAGAAAGUUUUGAAAUAAACAGCUGAGUUUUAAAAGUAGGCAGCCAGUCCAGGGAUAUUUUAUUUUAAAAACGCCAUCCAUAAAGAAAUGCCAAGCUGAGUAUCUGGCCGAUACUAACCUAGUAGGCAGUGAUUUUUGCUGGUAGCCGGCUACUUUUGACAACACUGGGCCCCCUCUAUUUUGUGUUGAAAUUAAUUUGAUUUGCAUUAUGAUGUUUUGAAGCUGUGUGUAUUAAAAGCCAGUAAAUGUAAUGUAGUUUAGUCAGCACUGCUAUAGCUUGUUUCAAAGCCCUUUUUCUGUUCCGGGUAUAUAAGCCCCCAUGGACAUAAGCCCCUCCAUCUAGAAGCCUUCCUAAAACCCCUUACAAUUUUUAUAAGCCCAGGGCUUACAAGCGGGAGUUAACAGUAUUUCUUGUAAUUGUCUCUUUCAGAAUGCACCUAAAAUUUUUGGUGGAGAUGUAAAGAAGCACGUUCUUCUCUUUGUGGGCAAAAAAGCUGAUAAUUUCCAAAGUAUUUAUGACAGCUUUUCAGCUGCUGCUAAGGAUUUUAAAGGAAAGGUUCUCUUUGUCUUUGUUGACAAUGAUGUGGAGGACAACGCUCGUAUCUCUGAAUUCUUUGGAAUUGAUGCUAAAGAGAUCCCUACUGUUCGACUGAUCGACUUGGCAAAUGAUGAGAUGACGAAAUUUAAACCAGAAACCACAGAGCUUACAACUGAUAAUGUCAAGGCCUUUGUUCAAGAUGUCUUGGAUGGAAAAAUGAAGGUAAUUUUGACAUAAAUUUAAGUUUCAAGGUUUUUAUUGUUUAUGUCUGGGUUGACUCCAGGUACCGACCAGAUCAAUUUUUUUUUUGUCAGCAAAUACAAGCAGACUAUGCAGCGACUUUUUAAUAACUGCAUUUUUGAUGUUGGCGAGAAGACAGAGAUGGUCAUUUGUUCAUGUUGUCAGUGGUUUUUUCUGUAGUUUACACAUACAAAGGCAAACCAAGUUGGUUGAGAUGAGUUGGGGAAUUGUCUUCAUCUUUUCAUCCUGUAAAACUUCUUUCUUUGGUCUUGUUGGCUUCCAAUAUGGUAUUAGCAGGAUAUAAGCCCCCACAUACUAGUAUAUUUCACAACUGAAAAACUAUGUAGCAUUUUGUACAGUGUACAAUAUAUUUUUAUCUCCUGCUUCAAUAGCAUACACCUCUGUCAGGUUGUUGUUUAGGCAUCAGAGAUGUAGAAUUCUCCAGCUUACCUGCGAUAGCCUAUGACUAUUUUUUAUUCAUACAUAGAGCCUCUUUCACGAUAUUCUCCUGUAACAUUACACCUUUCUCCUGCUACUAUAAUUCUUAACGAAAACCCUAAGUAUGAAAUGGAAUCGCUUGUUGCCACAAAAAAGGUGACAUUAAAAAUCUCACAGAUCACUGAGUUUGGUAAAACUCAUUCUGGUUAUGAACCAAUCAGGGGCGGAUCUAGGUGAAAGGUGCAAGGGGUUUGCACCCCCCCCCCCCCCCCGUCAGAUGACCUGCGGUUUUCUAAUACAACUGGUAUUCUGCCAAAAAAAACUAUGUGGUUUAUUAGUGUUGAAGUAGAGCAAGAGACGAGUGCAUCCCAUCCUAAAAAAAAUCCUGGAUCCGCCCCUGCCAAUGUACCUGUAUUUCAAAUGUUCACAGAGUUAGUGGAGUAUUGUGUAUUAUUCUUCUUUCCAAAACCUGAUUGCUUAGGUUAAAAGUUUGUUACUAAAUGAGAUUUGAUUGUGUUCUGCUUGUACACAUUCUAAUUAACCAUUUAAGUCCCAUGAGUGACCAAUAUCAAUUUUCUCCCGACAUUACCGAUACAUCAUCAAGAGAAAAAGUUAUGAGAAUUAGUAAAAUGAUCAUCAUGGGGAGAGUACUUUGAUCUUUGAUCAAUUUCUCUUCAUUAAUUCAUGAAGAAAAUGUAUGGACAUAAGUCUGGAGAAUUUGUAUGUGGAUAUUGGAGCUUAAAUGGUGAAAUCCUUUUAUUUCCUUCUUAUUUUUCAGGCUCAUCUCUUAAGCCAGGAUGUUCCUGAAGACUGGGAUGCUAAACCUGUGAAGGUCCUUGUAGGAAAGAACUUUGAUGAAGUAGUUAAAGACAAAACUAAGGGUGUUUUUGUUGAAUUCUGUAAGUUCAUAAUACUAUUGUUCUAUUUUGUAAUGAUUUAGUAUCCUUGAGCAGGCAUGGCUGUCAUUUAAAAGCUAACUGGUUGCCUCCUGCCGGUUACAUUUUAUGUAAGCAUUUUAAUCCUGUCAUGUUUAAUGUGAAUUUUGUUCACAAUAUUUACUACUUUGUAGAUUAGCUAAGUGCUCUUCCGCUUUAACCUUUUAAGUCCCAAGAGUGACUGACCAACAUCAAUUUUCUCCUAACAAAAUCAAUACUCAAAUUAUCAAUAGAAGAGGUUUUGAGAAUUAAUAAAAUGAUCACCCAAGGGAAAAUACCAAUUUUCUCAACUUUUUCUUUUUGGAAAUGUAUAGAGACCAGUUUGGAGAAAUUAUAUCAAAACAAAAGUACCGGCCAAUUUUUACUAUAUUUUCUUUCUUUCUCUGCAGAUGCCCCGUGGUGUGGUCAUUGUAAAAAGCUGGCUCCAAUCUGGGAUGAACUUGGAGAGAAAUUCAAGGAUCGUGAAGAUGUUGUUAUUGCUAAGAUGGACUCUACUGCUAAUGAAGUAGAAACUGUGAAGAUCCAGAGUUUCCCAACUUUAAAAUAUUUCCCUAAAGAUAGUGAGGAGGUAGGUAUCAACUUGAAAACCUUGAAUAUAUGUCAGAAACUCACUAGAGGACAUGUGUCACUUUCAGUGAAGUACAUGUAAUAGUUUCGUAAAGCAUCAGGCAGCCAGAUUCUUCCUUGGCGACCAGUGUAAGAUGAGAGGGAUGCAGAGUUUUGAUCAUAGGUUUGCAAUAGAGUAGAAUCCCAUCUAGUGAAGAAGGAAACAUAUGUCUGAUUGUCCCAUUUUGCACAUUGAAGCAAAGUAAAAGAUUAACCAGGCCCAAAGAAAUUACAGGUCUAGUCAAAUCGUAAAAGUUGAGAAUGACUGGUUAUCAAAUAGUUGAUGAAGGAAAAAUAGCAAAGCCAUUCGCUGUACGUUUUCCUGCGUAAAAAUUUAUACAAAUCUUUUUUGUUGUUGUAUUGCAGAUUGUUGAUUAUAAAGGUGGAAGAACGUUGGAAGAUUUAGUUAAGUUUGUUGAAUCUGAAGGCAAAGAAGGCAAUACAGAGCCAACCGAGGGAGAAGAGCCACCUCCAGAUGUUGAUGCAGAGGAGGAGGGUGCCGAGCCCGCCGAGGGAGCUGAGGGUGAAGACGAGGCUACAGAAGAGGGUGAAGCUGAGACCACUAGGGAUGAGCUGUAGAAUGGAAGAUGUCUCACAUGGGAAGAAUUUAUUAUGACACUCUUGUGAUUGCACGAGUGUGGCAGAUUGUCCCUCAAUAUGAGGACAUUCUCUUCAGCCUUGUUUUACUAUCAAUGCAAGCAUGAGCUCUAUACUCAAGUUCAAGUUCAUAAUUUUUGUAGUCAAAUAGACCUUUUUCAUAAAUUGCCAGCUAAUUA
Molecule: messenger RNA, 7196 nt
Organism: Porites lobata
Lineage: Eukaryota; Metazoa; Cnidaria; Anthozoa; Scleractinia; Poritidae
Source: the annotation of a GenBank genome assembly